GUAUCGUUUUUUUGCUGACAAACAAACGAACACAACGAAGUCUUGUGUUGUCCAAAAGCUAAACGCAGGCGGAAGUUAGACUUUGUCCGCAGUAGCGUUUGCGUUUGGGAUGCAAGACCGACAAAAUCUGGGAAGAAUGCGACGCUGUAUUUGAGUUCGGUAGGAAAAGUACUUUGUCGCAUUCCUAAGGCUCACGCAUUUUGUCCUAUCAAACACCGGCUACAUACGUCAAGGAAUCCGUACUCGAGUAGAGUAGUCAUUUUAAAAUGAAUGUCAUAAUUGCUGAGUUAUUAGUUGGACUGCUUUAUCUUUCCCUGGUCCGAACACAACGGUUCGGUGACGACCAGUCCAGCUUUCGACUCACCGGUACCAACUUCAACCGCGGUAACCGCGGACCGAGUCGGGAUGAUGCCGGAGAUGACUCAAGUUUUCGCAUAACCGAUUACAACAGUGGAAAUCGUGGUGGGAGUGGAUCGCGUGGCUCCAGCGGGGGUCGGCGGGAUACAUUCGGUAGUCGUGGUCAACAGUUCCCCGAUUACGUGCGCAUCGAAGUAGAUGUCCAAAGGCUGGACAAUCCCCAGGGCAAACUGGCCACCGGCAAAAGCUGUGAUGUUUUCAAUGCAUGCGAUACGCGUUUAAGCGCCUUCUUGGAUCUCGUGAACCCUCUGUCACCUUUUCCCGGAAGCGUUCCGGUAUCAAAAUGGGCGACGAUUUUUAAUGGGAAUAACGUGAAUUCCCCAACCGUUGGCAAAGUCAUUACGCAGGAUUUAUGUGGCGGCUCUACAAGUAAUGCCAACCUACGAGUCCGAGCGGUGGAUGUGGAUUCCUUAUCGGGGAACGAUGAAAUCGCCCAUUUUGACUGUAUUUUUCCGGUCAGUUUGGAUUUGAUAGAUACCGAUGCUUUGGUGGCACGUUGGACCUCACCUAAGGAGUGUCAAAGCGGCCCUUCAAAAAGCGGAGCAAGGCUAUUCACUCGCAUGCGAGCCUAUCAAAUCCCGUCCACAAGCUGCCGAGUGGACAAAACUGGAUGAAACCUCCAGUGGAUUAAUUAAGUUGUUUGUGGAAGCUUGCUACUGUGUUUGCACAACCGUUGAUUUCUACGAAAUCUAAACGAAAGCGAUUGAGUGAAUAUACGGCCGGUAUACACUGUCUUUGCCGAAAUAUCUGCUACGAUUUGCGGCAUAAUGAAACACAAUAUAAUUACCAACUUUGCUUUCUACAAAAAUCAUGCAGUGGCUUUUAUCAUGUAUAAAUCUUAAUUUUAUCCAAUCUAAUAUAUUGUAGAGGCAAAAGGGACUGCACAGAUGCUAGAUAUUCUUGUUAGAGCACAAUAAAAUUUGUAUUGUCG
Paramacrobiotus metropolitanus is the source of this 1348-nucleotide messenger RNA. RefSeq lists its product as uncharacterized. The record is from RefSeq and is a predicted model, not a curated record. The transcript is spliced from 5 exons. Bases 267 to 1031 code for a protein of 254 amino acids. NCBI's taxonomy places the organism in Eukaryota, Metazoa, Tardigrada, Eutardigrada, Parachela, Macrobiotidae.